Messenger RNA from Olea europaea var. sylvestris, 1791 nucleotides. RefSeq lists its product as uncharacterized. Lineage: Eukaryota; Viridiplantae; Streptophyta; Magnoliopsida; Lamiales; Oleaceae. The transcript is spliced from 2 exons. Gene Ontology annotation, biological process: DNA integration. Bases 1 to 1791 code for a protein of 596 amino acids. Gene Ontology annotation, molecular function: RNA-DNA hybrid ribonuclease activity; nucleic acid binding. The record is from RefSeq and is a predicted model, not a curated record.
AUGACUAACCAACCUAUCAAGCAGAUUCUAUAUCGGCCCGAGACCUCUGGGAGGUUGUUAAAAUGGGCCAUCGAGUUAAGCGAGUUUGAUAUCGAAUUCAGGCCAAGGACAGCUAUUAAGGCACAGGUUUUAGCAGACUUCAUCGUUGAGCUCACCACCCCGCCCGAGCUCCCACCAGGGGAGCAGGCAGAUUCGAAAAUUUUUGUCGAUGGAUCUUCAAAUGACGAAGGAUCCGGGGCGGGGAUCAUAAUGAUAGGUCCGAAUGAAGAAGAGUUGGAAUACUCACUGCAUUUUGAAUUCCCAGCAACAAAUAACGAGGCCGAGUACGAAGCAGUAAUCACGGGUUUGGGAUUGGCAGCCAGACUCGGGGUAACCUCAGUGGAAAUUUGCAGCAACUCUCAGUUGAUAAUCGGGCAAGUGACGGGGAAAUUCGAAGCAAAGGAUGGAAAGAUGGCUGCAUAUUUAAUGGAGGUCAAAAACUUGCAGAAGGGGUUCACUAAGUUUAAGAUAACUAAGGUCCCUCGAAAGGACAAUGAGCGAGCGGACGCGCUGGCCAAGCUCGCAUCAGCCAACCCCAGACGACUGCCUCGCACAGCCAGUGUGCAAAUUCUGCGACAACCUAGCAUCCAACACGUAAUCGAUGUUAUGAAUGUAGAAAAUGAGGAAAGUUGGAUAGACCCGCUGUUUGAGUAUCUCACAAAGAAUAAAUUGCCGGAGGAUGCUCUCACAGCCAGAAGGCUAAAAGUUCGGGCAGCCUCGUUUGCCAUCAUCAAUGGGCAACUCUACAAGCGAGGUUUCACAAUGCCAUAUUUGAAGUGUUUGCGACCGACAGAAGCACAGGAGGUGCUAGUCGAAGUACAUGCGGGAAUUUGUGGCAACCACCAAGGGGUGACUACCCUUGCGUUCAAAACGAUUCGACAAGGAUAUUAUUGGCCUAGUAUUAAGGAAGAUGCUAGAGAGUUGGUGAGAAAGUGCGACGCAUGCCAACGACAUGGAAAUCUGAUCCACAUUCCGGCCGAGCAACAGACGGCAGUUUUCGGGUGGGUGGAAGCUGAGCCUUUGGCCACCAUCACGACUGCAAAGAUACAGGGAUUCGUCUGGAAAAAUAUCAUAUGCAGGUUUGGUAUACCUCGGGUAAUCAUUACAGAUAAUGGAAAGCAAUUCGAUAAUCACAGUUUUAGAGCCUUCUGCACCAGCUACCACAUCGACGACAGGCUGACUUCAGUUGCUCACCCGCAGGCAAAUAGGCAAGCAGAAGUGACCAACCGAACCAUAUUGUGGGAUUUGAAGACAAGAUUAGAAAAAGAAAAAGGACUUUGGGCUGAGGAGUUGCCCAAUGUACUAUGGGCAUAUCACACUACCCCCCGAGAGUCGAUCGGGGAGACGCCAUUCAAACUGGCCUUUGGGAUGGAAGCCGUGGUUCCGAUUGAGAUCUUAAGCGAGACAGGAAGGAUGAAAGUCAAGCAACCCGACGACGCAGCAACUAGGGGAGAACUCGACCUCCUCGAAGGGGUAAGGGACAAGGCGGUGAUAAGAAUGAUGGCUUAUAAACGAAGAGCCGCUAAGUACUUCAACCGGAGAGUGAAGUCAAGGGUCUUCCAGCCAGGAGAUCUCGUUCUAAAAGAUGCAGCAGCGGCAGGACACCCCCCACCAAAGCUUGGUCCAAACUGGAAAGGCCCGUACGAAGUAAUUCGCAGGCUGGGAAAGGGAGCUUACAGCUUGAAAGAUAUAAAAGGAAAGCCGCUAGGUAGACCAUGGAAUGCAGAACACCUCAAAAAGUAUUACCAGUAG